CAAACGAUUUCAGUCUGCCGAAAAUGAUGACGCCAAGGGUAAGUUGAAUGCUCGAUUCAAAGGCAUUUCACCCUCUGAUUAUCACAUUUACAGAAUAAUCUUGUCCAAAAGAAUGAAAAAAUAAAUUAGACUACUUACGCAAUUGUAAAUCGUUGUUCCUCACGCUGCCGAAAGUCAUUGAAUGCACCGAGUUGACCCCCUUCAGGAAUGUGUACAAGUGCCAGGAUAUAAGGCCAUAAAAAUAAGUUUUUGUUUUCUGUACAAAUAUUUUGCUUAUUCUGAAAGAUUACUCCGUCUAAAAUGAUGACUAUUAUAUUUAUUUGAUUUCUCCAUCAAUAUGAAGACUCAAACCCACCGUUUUAUACUAGACCAUAUGUUUUAAGAUGUUGAAUAUGUGAACCACAUCUGAUAUUUUUAAGGACAUAAUGCCUAUGCUUUGUUUGCAUUGGAACAGCUGAUCGCUAGCCUACUUGCAAGACAUCGCUUCAAAUGGGCAUCAUACUAGUAUUUUUCUAAGAAUCUUACGUGACACAUGGCUCACACAGUCCUUGAUGUAUUUUCACUUCAGGCAAAUCCCUUAGAGUUUUUAUAAAGAUAUGGGGGACUUCACCAGGGGUCUUUUUACUCUUAUAUCAAGAUUGUGUAUCCCCCCUCUAUUGCAAAUAAUUGUUUUAAAUACAAAUGCGCCUACUGCCAUCCUCUCCAUGUCAUCGAGUGUCUGCAAGUUUAUAUAGUAAAACCUGCAGUUUGGAGUGCACGAUUGCUCUGUACGAAAUGUGUUUGACAAAAUGGCAGAGAUUGAGGAAGAAAUUAUUGAAGAUGUGUUUACUCAAGCUUCAGAGCAUUUAAAGUCCAUUUCUACUACGUUAGAGACCGAACAACUGUUGUUCUUUUACUCAAGAUAUAAACAGGCAAAAGAAGGGCCAUGCAACAUUCCUAAACCAGGCUUCUUCGACUUCCAGGGAAAACAAAAAUGGGAAGCCUGGAAGAAGCUUGGUGACAAACCAAAGGAAGAAGCUAUGGAUGAAUAUGUUCAUCAAAUCACAAGCAUAGAUCCUGAAUGGAGGGCUAAGGUCACUCAAGGAGGAACCCAGCCUCCCAAGAAAUCUAUAGGUAUGGGAGUAGCAGUAAGCACAAUGUCCAGCCCUGAUGAACACAUUGAAGAUAAAGACAAGACAGUCUUUGAGUGGUGUGCUGAGGGCAAUGUGGAACAAGUUGCAGAGCUUUUAGAGAAAAAGAAUGUCAAAAUUAAUGGAAAAGAUAGCGAGGGUAUGGCACUUCUACAUUGGGCCAGUGACAGGGGCUUAGAAGAAAUGGUUAAAGUAUUAUUACAACAUGAGGCAGAUAUCAAUGCACAAGACAAUGAUGGCCAGACUGCCUUGCACUAUGCAUGCAGUUGCGAACAUACAGAUGUGGUUCGCUUAUUGGUGAAUUCAGGGGCGGAUAGAAAAUUAAAAGAUUUGGACAAUCUCACAGCAUUGGAUAGUACAGACAAUAAAGAAAUCAUUGAACUACUCAAUGGGGGGAAAACAUGAUGAUAUGUUUCCAUGGUGUAUCUGUGUGUGGUGUCAUGUGUCAAUCUCGUGCAGCUAAGUAGGACUACGAAGGGGUUGUCUCAAAUAUCCAAUAUGUAAUCUAUUUCGAUAACAACCCACCACUCUCACGGGUAGUGAUCGAAAGAUUUGUCAGCGUGGGGAGCAUGCUGUUUUUCAUAAAAGCACCCUAAGAAAACUUCACAAAUUAUUUUUCAAUCCAUAUAUAUUUUGUUAUAGCAAAGAAAAUUACCUACUCCAUGCAAUGGGUAUGUGUCAUUUGCGGGUAGCCUCACUUAUGUCUGAAGUCCAA
Molecule: messenger RNA, 1845 nt
Organism: Owenia fusiformis
Lineage: Eukaryota; Metazoa; Annelida; Polychaeta; Sabellida; Oweniidae
Source: the annotation of a GenBank genome assembly